Molecule: messenger RNA, 3636 nt
Organism: Aedes albopictus (Asian tiger mosquito)
Lineage: Eukaryota; Metazoa; Arthropoda; Insecta; Diptera; Culicidae
Product: opioid-binding protein/cell adhesion molecule homolog
Exons: 8
Coding region: 1213-2841 (542 amino acids)
Biological process (GO): homophilic cell-cell adhesion; synapse organization
Cellular component (GO): axon; neuronal cell body; plasma membrane
Molecular function (GO): protein binding; axon guidance receptor activity
Source: RefSeq, a predicted model, not a curated record
UCAGUUUGUUGCCAUCACCAUUAUAGCCAUAUCCUCCCACACGCUACAAAACAUCCUCGUGCUGCCGCCACGUGAACCACAAGCACCACAGUUGACACUAGGUGCUCUGGCUCUCAUCUUUGCUCUUCCGCUGCAGCACAGAGCGAGCCUACUUUCUAUGCUCAAUCUAAUUCUCAUCGCAUCCACACCGGUCGGCGCGGAGGCGGCCGACCGACCACCCGUCUCUGACUAGAAAACAGCUGUGUAACCGCACGCACUUUCGCAACUUUCGGGGGAUGUCUUCGAGCUGGCAACCACUGCUAACUCUCUAUCAGUCUAUUGCGCGAGGGUUGAACGUUCGGAUCGGACCGGACCGGUGUGCUGUGUUUGCUGCGGUCGGUGGCGGAUCCUAGCUCGUUGUGUGUCGUCGUACGCGGUGCGGUGGUGGAUUUGGCGCGAAAGGGUAGGCGUUUUCCGGCAUUAGUGUUCGUGGGAAAGCUGAUCGCGAGCGAUGCCAGGGAGGCGGUUGUUUCGCUGGUAGUUGCCAGUUCCGGUUAACAAGGUCGUUUCGGCAGCGGGUUGGAUUGGGGCGUGCGUGCGUGAGUGCGUGCGGUUGGACAGUGGUGGGUGUUGGAGGAGAGUGGAUGCAAAUCAGCUCACCGUAACGCACGAGAGUAGAGUGAAUCGAAUGCGCUUUUUGUGUUGCACUUGAUUGCAUUAUUGUGCCGUUGCGGUGAAAGAUUGUUUGCCUUCUGAGUGAUGGAUGGCUAUUCUACGUGCAAACGAUAGCUGGAAGUAUAGUGCAGUGAGCUCAUACGAGACUGUUCCCAUUGAGGGAGAUCGAUAAAAUUUUGUGGCUUUGUGGAUGAUGCUUCUCUUCCGUCGGCUCUGAUUACGAAAGAUUGAUGAGGAUUAUUGGAACAACUUCUGACGAAUGAGCCUUGUAGCACCCACAUCAAUCGAAGAAUGUGUCAGUAGUUUUAAACUAUUCCAAUGAAGAUGCUCAAUAACGAUUCCCAAGGAAUGUUUCAUCACUCAAGCUAAACUUGAGGCAACUUCCAUGGACUAAGGCAAACUGUCAGUUGCAAACAUCGGCGAUCUAAAACUUCGAAAAGUACCGAAAACUCGUUGCGGCUUGUUUUGAUGGAUUAGGGUGCUGGUGCAAUCUGUGUAAAACGGUAGCUGUAUCGUUAAAAGAAGUGAAUAUCAACUUAAGACUGCCCUUGGGAUAAGAUGCUGUAUAUGGCAGUUCGCAGCCUACGAUGGAUGAAGAUCCUGAUAUUAUUGCUAUUUAUACAAGGCACCGCACCAUCACUCUCGCGGUACUCCGGCGGAAAUUACUUGGAAGAGGACAAAUACUCGCCCGGUUUCCUGACGCUGGGACAAAAGUACAGCAUAGCCCUCGGCUCGACCGUUGUACUGCCAUGCAAAAUUAAUGAAACAGAACGAUCCGCCCAGUACAUACUGGCGUGGAAGCGGGGCAUCGCGGUCCUGACGGCGGGCAGCCUCAAAGUCACCGUCAACCCCCGGAUACGGCUAAUGCCAAUGGUGCAAGGUCAGCCCGGGUAUAAUUUGGAAAUCCGAGACGUGCACAUCGGCGACGCCGGGGACUACAUCUGCCAGAUCGGCACCAUGGAGGUGAAGGAGAUUGUCCACACGCUGGAGGUGCUGGUGCCGGCCAAGAUUGAUUACAUCGCACCGGUGCACCCGGUCGAGGUGCACAAGGGAGCUCGGGUUCGGCUGGAAUGCAGGGGCACCGGAAACCCCAUGCCGAGAAUCAUCUGGUCCAGACGGAAUAAAUUACUGCCGAGCGGAGAUGCCAACGUAAUGGAAUUCGUAUUUGAGAUUCUUCAUGUUAAUCGUCACAGCAGUGGGCAUUACCUGUGCACGGCCGACAACCGAGUCGGACAGCCGGACGUCAGAGAGUUUACCGUCAAUGUGCUACACGCACCGGAAGUUGAAGUUGAGCAGCAUACAGUUCACGGUGGUGUUGGGUACGAGGCCCAACUAACAUGCACCGUUCACUCCGAACCAGCGGCCAAUGUGGUUUGGCUGAAAGAGGGCACCGAGUUGGACAGCAACGCUAAGCAUCAUUCGCAAUCGGUCAAUGGGAACAAACACAGUCUCCUCAUUCGCAACGUUACCCGCUACGACCUUGGAAACUACACCUGCCAAGCAUCCAACCAUCUGGGCACCGAUCGUGGAACUCUAAACCUGAGUGGUCUUCCAGCGAUUUGUCACUUUGAUUCGCCAAUUGCGAGUAACGAUCGAGACCAGUACAACAUCACCUGGACGGUGGAAAGCCAUUCACCGAUCGAGGAGUACCGGCUGUUCUACCGGUUGCAAUCUCCCAACCGGCAUCCGUCGUUGGAUAAUCACUUAUUCCCGCAUUCCGAAUUUGGUUUGUACGGUUCUGGUGGGUACAACUCGGGGGGAUAUUUCGGUGAUGAACCAUGGGAAAGCGUCUCCAUACCGGAGAUGGUGGACAACAUUCACGGCGGUGGAGGAUAUGGUAGAGGGAUGUUCUACAGCGAUCCGUACGGUUACCAGCCGGAAGUGGUUCAUCGUUCGAGUUUCCAGUUGAAGAAGCUACGAUCGGGAAGCAAUUACGAGGCACGGGUUCAGGCCCGUAACGAGUACGGCUGGAAUCAGCUGUCGAGCGUGUUUCAUUUCUCUACGAAGGCGGAUGAUCCUCAAGUGGAACCUUCUGCACAACCGGCCGUAUACGGGAUCGGCUUGCUCGAGAAAAGUCGAAUGAUUUUCGGUAGUGGAGCAAGUAGAUCUUCGCAAUUCUGUACACUCCUGCUGGGUCUGUUGACGCAAGUCAGUGUCUUAAUCGUAAUCCAGCCAUUUCUACUGUAAAACAAUUCUCAGAUGUAUUAAUUACUUAUUAUGUUAAGUAAGGUAAGCUUAUAAUGACUGAUUAAUUGAAGAACCAUAAUUUAACAUAAACUGAAUUUAUAAUAAGAAAAUACUAGAGGAAAGUAUGCUUCUACAUUUGUUUCAAAAUAUUCAUCCUAACAGCUUAAUUUUAAGAGCGCAUAAGGUAAACCGGUUUCUGAAAAAGUGAGGUUUUAUAAGUUUAAUAAACUUUUUUUAAUUCAUAAUAUAAGUUCGUCAGCGAUGUUUAUAAGUGUCAGUUUUUCGAUUUACUGGAAAAAACCGUUUGGAAUCAACUAAGAUAAUUAGUUUUCCAGAUAUUUUGAUUUGUUUAUUUUAAAACAAGAUGACAAUUUUGGCCAAUGGCUUUGGUCGAACAUAGAUCGUUGAAUAAGAAUCAAAUAAAUAUAGUGUCUAGAAUUUAGAAACACUUUGUUUACAAAGACAUUUCUGAAAUGGAACGAGCGAUCAAAUUACAAAAGUCUUAUCUGGAGAAGAUUUGUAAAACAGUUACCUACAUAAUGUACAUAUCUCAAUAUUUAUGUCAGUAAGUAAUCAUCACGAAGAAAGAACAAAGUAUAGUGGGAACGCCGAAUAGUUAGUAAUACCACUUACAGAAUUACUAAUUGGUCGAACGAUUAUUCUUUACAUUAUUCCAUUUACAAAUCCAAUUGCUGAUAAACUUAACAAAAAAUGUGAGAUUUAUACACAAAAAAAUGGUAAUUCAAAGAGCUCAUAUGUCAAGAAAUAUAAUAAAAUUAUUUUUGAGUCACAUUA